This is a messenger RNA of Vicia villosa (hairy vetch), 1209 nucleotides long. RefSeq lists its product as uncharacterized. Gene Ontology annotation, molecular function: catalytic activity. The transcript is spliced from 2 exons. NCBI's taxonomy places the organism in Eukaryota, Viridiplantae, Streptophyta, Magnoliopsida, Fabales, Fabaceae. Bases 1 to 1209 code for a protein of 402 amino acids. The record is from RefSeq and is a predicted model, not a curated record.
AUGAUUAUAGGAUCUUUCAAUAUUAGGGAAGGAGGCAGAUUGAUAAAGAGGAAGAGGAUUGGUCAAAUUGUGAAGAAUGGGAAGGCAGAUAUUUUCUUGAUUCAAGAAUCCAAACUGGAAUCUGUUGAUGUGGGAAUUAUUAACAGCUUCUGGCCGGGUGAGAAGGUGGGUUGGUCUUUUUCGGGUUCUUCUGGAGCUUCAGGAGGUUUGAUUUCUAUUUGGAAGGAAGAUGCUUGCGAGCUCAAAAGGAAGCUGUGGAAGGAUUUGUUGAUCUGUAAGUCCAAGUUCUCUGAUGGAGAAUGGUGUAUCGCAGGGGAUUUUAAUGCUGUGACCAACAAGAGGGAAAGACGUGGGCAUGGGAUUAGAAGCAGGAGGUCGGAGAUGAGGGAUUUCUCGGAAUUCAUUUUUGGAUCUAAUUUGAUUGAUGUGCAGUGUAAAGGGAAAUGCUUUAUCUGGUAUAGCGGCGAUGGUCUUUCUAUGAGCAGAAUCGACUGGUUCCUUUUAUCCGAUUCUUUAAUCACGGCUUGGGGUAUCAUUGGGCAGCUCAUUGACAAUCGUGAUGUUUCUAAUCACUGCCCUAUCUGGUUAAUCUCCGAUUUCUCUGACUGGGGCCCUAAACCGUUUAGAGUUAACGACAAUUGGUUUGAUAAUUCGUCUUUCUUGUCUUAUGUGGAAAGGGAAUGGAGGAGUAUCAAGGUUGAGGGGAUGAGUGAUUUUAUUCUGAAGGAAAAAUUGAGGAUCCUAAAAUCCAGUCUCCGGACGUGGAAUGUGGAUCAUUUUGCCAAAAUAGAUCUUGAUAUCAAGGAGGGGAUCCAGAAAAUUAACAAUGCUGAUGCUUUGCUUGAGGCUUGCAGGGAGGACUUCGUCAAGGAGGUGGUGGUCGAGAGGAGUGAGGCAACUAGCGAUUUAUGGAAGAAGCUGUACUUAAAAGAGAAUUUUUUGAGGCAAAAGAGCAGGCUGAAGUGGGAUACUCUUGGUGAUUCAAACAAUAAGUUCUUCCAUUGCUGCAUGAGGGAAAGGUCUUUGAGAAAUCACAUCAGCUCUAUUUUAGUGGAGGACCGUUUGCUGGAGUCUGUAGAGGAUGUGAAGGAGGAAGCUAGGAGAUUUUUCUCUAGUCAGUUUGCUGAACCUGAUUUUUCGCGCCCUUGCUUGUCGGGUAUUCGGUUCAGCUCUAUUUCGUGUGAGGAUGUGUCAUACCCCAAUUUUUGA